UGUUGUGUUUGCUCUUUGUUUUCCCGUUCUUGUGUUUUUGCCUUAAAGUUAUCUGCACCAAACGCUAGAAGUCGCCGCAAUUGGCAUCACUGCGAUAUCGAAUGUGAAGGAGAUCUCGAAAGUGUAGUAUUUUUAAUGAGAUUUUCCAUAACAUUUUCCGUGCAAUUCCAAAGGUUCUAGCAUUUGUCUACAGUUUUCUUUUAAACACAAGAUAAAAUCUUGAUUGCAGGAGUUCAUGUCAAGAGAGAAGUCCCGAGCUCAAUUUAGCACCGGCACACUCGAGAGGAAUCAGGAGGUGCCUAUACAGUUUUCUCUUGUACUCACAGUUUCACACCGCCAUCCAAUUAAAGGUUACAACACAAUAUGAAUACAAGCCGCAAACACAUCCAAAGCAAAACCCAUUCAGAGACCACGCAAUACAAGAAAUUCAGUUGCAGUUAUCCUCUUUCUCAAUGAGGACAAGAGCCGUUAUAGCAAAGGAAUUAAAGCCUCUUUCUGCACCCCCAAUAGCAUAGUGACCCCAAUCACUAGCGUGCUUGGUGCGUCAAGUUGAAACCUCCUAAAACUAACUCCCUAAAGUUUCAUAUUAACCUGUAAAGUUCCAGCUCUCCUUUCCCCCUCUCUUAAGAAAUCGGCUAUGCAUUCAAAUUAUAUUUCUUAAGACUCGAGCACCUUGCUUGAAUCAAGCGCAAGAUCAGAACAAAUAUUUGAAUAUACCCCAUGCUUCAUUUCUAGUCAAUAAUUGUUCCUUUGAAGCAACAUUAACUAAUCUUUUCCCUCCUAUAAAAACCUACCUCAACAGUCCCCUUCAACCUCAGUCAAAAUGAAGAAGACAAUUUUCUUUGUAGCUACACUAGUAGUACUAGCUUUGGCGACGGUAGAGAGCAUUCCUUUCACCGAGAAGGAUCUCUCUUCAGAGAAGAGCCUUUGGGAUUUAUACGAGAGAUGGAGAAGCCACCACACGGUGAGUAGAGACCUCGAUGAGAAGCACAAGAGGUUCUGUGUGUUUAAGGAGAAUGUGAAGUUCAUACAUGAGUUCAACCGGAAGGAUAAACCAUACAAGUUGAGGCUCAACAAAUUUGGAGACAUGACCAAAGAUGAGUUUAGAAGGACAUUUGCGGGGUCUAGAAUUAGCCACCAUAGGAUGCUACGGGGGAGUCCUCGCGGCAAUGGAGGAUUCAUGCAUGAGAAUGUCACGGAUCUGCCAGCAUCUGUGGACUGGAGGCAGAAGGGUGCAGUUACUGCUGUUAAGGAUCAAGGCCAAUGCGGAAGUUGUUGGGCAUUCUCUACUGUUGUGUCCGUGGAGGGCAUAAAUCAGAUCAAGACCAGCAAUCUUGUUUCCUUAUCAGAGCAAGAGCUUGUGGAUUGUGACAAUGGCGAUAACAACGGUUGUGAUGGUGGUCUAAUGGACAAUGCAUUCGAUUUCAUCAAGAAAAAUGGAGGAAUAACUACUGAGAAAGACUAUCCUUAUAUUGCUACAGAACGAAAAUGUGAUGCUACAAAGGAGAAUUCCCAUCACAUAGUUGUGAUUGAUGGACAUGAGGACAUUCCUGAGAACGAUGAAGAAGCUCUGAUGAAAGCAGUAGCGAACCAGCCUGUAUCAGUCGCCAUAGAAGCAAGUGGCUCAGCCUUCCAGUUCUAUUCUGAGGGUGUUUUCACAGGCGAUUGUGGCACAGAGUUGGACCAUGGAGUCGCUGUAGUUGGUUAUGGAACAACUCAAGAUGGUACUAAAUAUUGGAUCGUGAAAAAUUCCUGGGGAGCAGACUGGGGCGAGAAUGGAUAUAUCAGGAUGGAGAGAGGGAUAUCGGUGUCUGCGGGCUUGUGUGGGAUCGCUAUGGAGGCGUCAUAUCCGAUCAAGACAUCUCCUAACCCUGAUCAGAAGAAGGAUGCAGUACUCAAAGAAGAACUCUAAGAUGUUUGCUUGUAUUAGUUUCAUACCUUAAGGAUAGUAGAAGACUGAUUUAUUGUGUCAUGUUUGUGUUAUUUUAAGUUGUGUGAGGAUGAAUAAAUUGUUUAGUGACAUGGUAUGAUGCUAUACCAAAUUCUAAGAGUCCGAGU
Molecule: messenger RNA, 2058 nt
Organism: Asparagus officinalis (garden asparagus)
Lineage: Eukaryota; Viridiplantae; Streptophyta; Magnoliopsida; Asparagales; Asparagaceae
Product: vignain-like
Exons: 4
Coding region: 824-1912 (362 amino acids)
Cellular component (GO): lysosome
Molecular function (GO): cysteine-type endopeptidase activity
Source: RefSeq, a predicted model, not a curated record